AUGGCCGUCCACGAACCGUCCAUGGCGGAGGCGCUCAACCUUGCCCAGCCCGCCGCUGAGUCCCGAUUGUCCAUGCCGACACCGAUUCGGAUUCCCGUCUCUGGCUUCGUCGGCUUCAGCAUUGGCUCUACAUUGGGUCUGAUUCACGGCAGUCGCAUCGCCCAGUUACAGUUUCGCGCCGAACACGCCCAUAAGAUGCCAACCUCCACGACAGGAUGGUACCUGUACCACAAGAGCAAAAACUAUCACACCAUGUUUGGCGGUAUGCGCGAGGCCAUUCGCAUGGGUUCCCGUCUUGGAUUCUGGACACUGUUGGCAUUUGGCCUGGAGAGCACCGUGGACCGCUAUCGUGGAAAGACGGAUUUCCUGAGCACUGUGCUCUCUAGUGUGUCCGUAGCUGGUGCUUUCAGUCUGUGGAACCGCUUCUCGCUACCUACGGCCGCUAGGACAGCCAAGUACGGCCUCCUUUUUGGCCUUGCCUACGGAGGUAUGCAAGACGUCGUUGGCUUGGCCCGCGGCAGGCCCGUUAGUUACGUCGAGUUCUUCCGCCGAAAAUUCCGGUCGGCCAGCAACUUGGAGGAACAACGCCAGGUGUAG
Messenger RNA from Verticillium alfalfae VaMs.102, 597 nucleotides. RefSeq lists its product as hypothetical. The transcript has 2 exons. The record is from RefSeq and is a predicted model, not a curated record. Lineage: Eukaryota; Fungi; Ascomycota; Sordariomycetes; Glomerellales; Plectosphaerellaceae. Bases 1 to 597 code for a protein of 198 amino acids.